CUCCAGGAUAUUCACUAUUUGCCUCGCCAUUAAGGACUAGCUCCAGCUCCACUCAGCCUAUUCUGAGCCCCAGAGAGGUGGACGUGGCUGGAAUGACUCUCCAAACCUCGGAAGGCCAUCCUGGCUUGGGAACGGAUGUGUUUGUCCCUCAGAGCCUACAGUGGGAUGAAGAAGGCAGCAUGGCAGGAAGGAGUGUCUGUGAGUCAGAGCAGAUACAGGUCCUGGAAACUCCCCAUCUCACAUCUCUACUUCCCGUGGCCCCUGAUGGCUCUCAGGAGGGGCUGUCUCCAUGCCACCUGCUGACAGUGAGGGUCAUCCGCAUGAAGAAUGUCCGACAGGCCGAUGUGGUGAGCCUGACAGACUGCUUCGUGAGCCUCUGGCUGCCCACCGCCAGUCAAAAGAGGCUGAGGACUAGGACCAUCUCCAACUGCCGAAACCCAGAAUGGAAUGAAACCUUCAGCUUCCAGAUCCAGAGCCAAGUGAAGAAUGUUCUAGAGCUGAGCGUCUGUGAUGAAGACACAGUGACACCUGAUGACCAUCUCUUGACAGUUCUCUAUGACCUCACCAAGCUCUGCUUCCGAAAGAAAACCCAUGUGAAGUUCCCGCUCAACACAGAGGGCAUGGAGGAGCUGGAAGUGGAGUUCCUGCUGGAGGAGAGCCCCUCUCCACCUGAGAGCCUCAUCACGAACGGCGUGCUGGUGUCUCGACAAAUGUCCUGCCUGGAGGUUUGUGCAGAAUCCAGGAGGCCAAAGAAGAGGAAAAAGAAGGACUUCCUGGUGACAGUGACGGAGUCCUUCGAGCACACCCAGCGCAUCUCACCCGGCCUGGAGCCCUGCGGCUCAAACCUCGCCUACUUCCAGUACCCCAAGCACUUCCAGCCCGAGGUGCACGUGGAGUUGCCCAAGAGCCCGUGGAUCUGUGAGCUCUGCUGCUGCGCCCGCCAGAAGGACCCUGUGUGCCAGUCGCUCCAUUGCCUCCCCGACGGCGAGGCGGUGACCUUGCCUGUGAAUGAGAACUGUGAAUUACACAUGAAGUCUACACCCUGUUCCCAGGCGCUGGAUGUGCGGCUGGGCUUCAGCCUGUGCCAGGCAGAACUGGAGUUCCUGCAGAAACGAAGGGUGGUGGUGGCCCAGGCGCUGAAGGAGGUGCUGCAGCUGGAGGAGGAUCUGCGGGCAGAUGAGGUCCCGCUGAUAGCCAUCAUGGCCACUGGGGGUGGAACAAGAUCUAUGACCGCCAUGUAUGGCCACCUGCUGGCGCUGCAGAAGCUGAACAUCCUGAACUGCGCCAGCUAUAUCACCGGCCUAUCUGGGGCCACCUGGACCAUGGCCACCUUGUACCGUGACCCUGACUGGUCCUCCAAAAACCUGGAGCACGCCAUCUUUGAGGCACGGAGGCACGCGGUCAAGGACAAGAUGCCUGCCUUGUUCCCAGACCAGCUCCUCAAAUUCCAGGAGGAGCUCCAGCAGCGCAGGCAGGAAGGCUACAAGGUCACCUUCACAGACUUCUGGGGCCUGCUGAUUGAGGCCUGUCUGGGAGAUGAGAGAAAUGAAUGUAAACUGUCAGAUCAGCGUGCUGCUUUGUGCCAGGGCCAGAACCCCCUGCCCAUCUACCUCACCAUCAAUGUCAAGGAUGAUGUAAGCAACCAGGAUUUCAGAGAGUGGUUCGAGUUCUCCCCCUACGAGGUGGGCAUGCAGAAGUAUGGAGCCUUCAUCCCCACAGAGCUCUUCGGCUCCGAGUUCUUCAUGGGGCGGCUGAUGAAGAGGAUCCCAGAGUCGCGGAUGUGCUACAUGCUAGGUUUGUGGAGUAGCAUCUUCUCUCUGAACCUGCUUGAUGCCUGGAACCUAUCCCACACCUCGGAGGAGUUUUUUCACAAGUGGACAAGGGAUAGAGUGCAUGAUAUUGAAGAUGAGCCACUCCUGCCUGAAAUCCCCAAAUGUGAUGCCAACGUCCUGGACACCACAGUGGUGACGCCAGCAUCCUGGCUGUCCAACACUUUCCGCGACAUCCUCACCCACAGGGCCUUUGUCUCCAAGUUCCACAACUUCCUGCUGGGGCUGCAGCUGCAUGCCGACUACCUCCAGAACAGCCAGUUCUCCAUGUGGAAAGACACGGUGCUGGACGGCUUCCCAAACCAGCUGACAGCAUCUGUGAAACACUUGUGCCUGCUGGACACUGCAUUCUUUGUCAACUCCAGCUAUGCGCCCCUCCUCAGGCCCGAGAGAAAAGCUGACCUCAUCAUCCACCUUAAUUACUGUGCUGGGUCCCAGACAAAGCCCAUGAAGCAAACCUGCGAGUACUGCACUGUGCAGAACAUCCCCUUCCUCAAAUACGAGCUGCAGCAGGAGGAGGAUAACCUCAAGGAGUGCUACCUGCUGGAGAACUCCCAGGAGCCCGACACCCCCAUCGUGACCUUUUUCCCACUCAUCUGCGACACCUUCCAAAAUUACAAGGCCCCAGGUGUGGAACGAAGCCCCGAGGAGCUGGAGCAGGGCCAGGUUGACAUCUACGGUCCCAAAACUCCCUACGCCACCAAGGAGCUGACAUACACUGAGGCCGCCUUCAACAAGCUGGUGAAGCUCUCCGAGUAUAACAUCCUGAAUAACAAGGACAAGCUCCUUCAGGCCUUGCGACUGGCGGUAGAGAGGAAACGCCAGAAGAGCCAGUGUCCCCCCUAAAGUCCCAGAGCACCUCACCGAUCCUGUGUCUGCUUCUAGCAUCAGAGGUGUAGAACCCACCAGGGCUGACCAGCCACACAGCCGGCUCUGCUCUCUAGCAUGGCUGGCUUGGGCUUUCUAUAAAACAAAUUAAAAAGGAAAGUUGAGAGAGACAGAGAUAAAGGAAAAUAAUAAAGGGAUGUAUAGGGGCCUUAUAUCCACUGGAAUUUUUUAAAACCUUCCCUGCAGGGACGGGGUUCCAAAAGCCACAGGCGCCCACAUACACCUAAAAAAUAGAUAAUAAUAGCAUGGCCUGACUUUAUAUAAGAGGCUGGUUCUCCAGUAAUCUCGAACUCACAGCAGGAACUCAAAACCCUCCCCUCACUACUCCACUCUGCUUGGGGAAUGCACCAGAGGACUUGAGAAGCAUUCUGCGUUCUCUGGAAAAAUUUUUUUUAAGUGAAGGCAAUUGUAUUGUGAUAUUCAUAGACAAUUGUAUUUUGUGACUAAUUUUUAUGAAGCCUCAUAUUAAUAGGAAGUGUAAUGCUCGAAGAUCUAGAUGGAACACUAGAGACAUUCUGGUCUGUUCAGCAACAAACACGAAAAACUGAUGGGGUCUCAGCAGCCCCUCUGCAGCUGCUCAGAGCCCCAGGACUGAGGAUGCACCCUGUGAUCCGUACUGGGCAGCCUUGCUGAGCAGCCAGCUCCAGUGUUGUGCCAGGCUGAGUCCAUGUCUGUAGCUCAGGCCCCCGAACAAGGAUCUGGGAUACAGCUCAGCAAGGUCUGGGCAGGUACAUCAGGCAUCAGGUGAGUGUGGCCGCCACUCACUGACCAGCCUGCUCCCUGAGCAUAUCCGCAUCCUCUUACCACCUCCUGUCUGGUUCCCAGAUGGGAUUAUUUAUUUCUGAAUUGCAUUCCUCUUGUUUAUUAUGUAAGCACCAUGGCCAGUGCAUCCCAGCUCCUGAAGAGACACUCUGAGAUAACAAAACUGGAAAGGAUCAAUCCAGAAAGGACCAGGUUAACCCUGAGGAAGACACUCAUCCGUGGAGUUGGUUUCCAGAUGAGUCACUGGCAAAGCCCCGGGACACAGAAGCUCACAGUAUCCAGGUCUCCAAUCAGGCCAGGAACUUAAGUGAAGAAAUGUGUAACCUGAGCCAUUGAGAAGCCGGGGCCAUGGGAGAUGUGACCAGAAAGGCGUGUGGCCCCCAUGAAGCCCAGCACAUCUGGAAGACACGGCCACUAUGCUCCCUGAUCAGUCCUUUGGAUGUUAGGAGAUGCGUGGUGACAGGUGCCAAAAGUUUACCAGAAUCGUCCUCUGAUUUAUAUCCUUGCUACUCAAGGGGGUCCGAUUAGAAAUGCAGAGUCUCAGGCCACACCCCAGCCAUACUGACUCAGAAUCUACAUUUUAGGAAGAUUUUUCACCUCCUCUCCCCUGCCUCCAGGUGAUACUUAUGCAUACUGAAGUCUGAGAGAAGUGAAUUCAGCUGUACUCUCCCAUAAGCCAGAAAGCAUGAGUCCAUCACCUCCCUUGAGCCCUUGAUAAACUGGACCUGGUCCUGCUGACUUGGGACCUCAGCCUCGCCUCCACCAGAGCAGCCAGCUGCCUCCACUCCGCCAUCUUUUCUUUCCAUCUGCCAAGACAGGUUCUCCUCAAAUUAUCAGAGUGAGCCAGAAAACCUGUGUUUAUCAAAAGACCUGUGUGUUUAUUGUAAGGUGAAGGCAGCCCUGCCUUGGAUUCAUCAAAAUAUGUAAAACAAGGUUUAUAAAAUCAUUGUGUUAUUUGAACCUGGAAUAAACUGGCCUUGUGGGUGAAUGCUGUCAA
This is a messenger RNA of Cervus elaphus (red deer), 4476 nucleotides long. RefSeq names its product phospholipase A2 group IVE (gene PLA2G4E). The record is from RefSeq and is a predicted model, not a curated record. NCBI's taxonomy places the organism in Eukaryota, Metazoa, Chordata, Mammalia, Artiodactyla, Cervidae. Gene Ontology annotation, cellular component: cytosol. The transcript has 21 exons. Gene Ontology annotation, molecular function: calcium ion binding; calcium-dependent phospholipid binding. Bases 93 to 2675 code for a protein of 860 amino acids. Gene Ontology annotation, biological process: glycerophospholipid catabolic process.